Epinephelus moara (kelp grouper) is the source of this 701-nucleotide messenger RNA. Its product is annotated as lactose-binding lectin l-2-like. Lineage: Eukaryota; Metazoa; Chordata; Actinopteri; Perciformes; Serranidae. The record is from RefSeq and is a predicted model, not a curated record. Gene Ontology annotation, molecular function: signaling receptor activity. The transcript has a single exon. Bases 74 to 562 code for a protein of 162 amino acids.
CUGUUUCUGAAAGAUUCUCAAUAACAUCCAACAGUGCAGAUCACGUUCUCUGAAGACUCAGAGAGACUCCAAAAUGCUCUUGUCCCUCUUCUUGUUCGGUCUGGCUCUGGGUGCUGUGUCUUCAUCUGAUGACCAUCAAGGGCAGUUACAGCGUGGCACCUGUCCCAUGUUCUGGUUCAACUUCAACAGCCGCUGCUACAAGUACGUCGCCACACGUAUGACCUGGGCUGAUGCAGAACUCCACUGUGUGUCAGAGGGAGCCAACUUGGUGUCUAUCCACAGUCUGAAUGAACACAAUUUUGUCAAAUCCCUGGUCAAGAACUUUGACCCUGCUGAAGGAUGGACCUGGAUUGGACUCAGUGAUGUCCACAAAGAAGGCAGUUGGAUGUGGUCUGAUGGGUCUGCAGUGAAGUUUGUCUUUUGGGCCACAGGACAGCCAGACAACGCUGGAGGACGGGAAAACUGUGGACACCUCAACCUUGGCACAGAAUUAAAAUGGAAUGACCAUCAGUGUUCUCAGACAUUCACUUUUGUUUGUGCGUCUCGCACAAUUUGUCCAUAGCAAACAAGAAGGUUGUAUCUGAGUCAACUCUGUGACUUUCCACCUGUUGCUCUGUAGUAAAGCAUUAAGCCUGCAUAAAGAAGAACAAAUGUCAAAGUGAAUGUACUGAAUGACUCUCGUGAAUAAACUAAAAAAGGAA